GCACUGCAAAGGCUCAAACACAUAACCUGUUGAACUGUUCUACUUGAUCGUUGCUGCAAUAUGUCCAAAAUGUUCAAGAAAGUCAAAGAAGGCAAGGAGAAACUCAAAGAAAAAUUCUCCAAGAAGAAGGAUACAUCAUCGCAAAGUCUGCCACAUGUAGGGGCCUUUGCCAUAACCACGCCGCUGCCAUCGUCAAGCCGGGACACGGGACUCAGCACAGGACUUAGCACCGCUUGGAAUGGUGUUCUGAGCUUGUUGAGUAUCGCUGAAAAGACUCUCAGUAGUGUCCCGGUUCCUGGACUCCAGAGCGCGAUCAGUGGUUUCCUUGUAGUAGCCAAUCAGUUGAAACAAGUCAGUGGCAACGCCGAUGCGAUUCGUCAACUCGAGAACGGUGUCAAAUUCUUUAACCAGUCGGUAUCGGAGCCGCUCGAACAAUAUAAGGGAAAAGGCGCUGUUCCACCCGAGCUUGCCCAAGCAAUCGAUGCAUUAUCGGCUAAUCUUGAUAAGGUUAUUUCGCCGUUGAAAUCGUACCAGGGCCAAAGUCGUGGUCAGCGGUGGGCGGAUCGUGAUAAAAUCGGUGGCGAUGUCCAGGCAGCUGGGGAAGGGAUACGUGAUGCUGUGAGGGCCUUUCAAGUAGGCGGCGCAGGUAGUCCGACUUGCCUUAGGGAUUGAGCAACUUCGCUCGGAUGAAGAAACGAAGCAGUUAGAGUCCCAUCUUAACACUCUUUUUCAUACACUCGAUGCUGGCUAUGACACCAGCCGGCAGGGUGCCCCAUCCAACUGUUUCUCUGGAACGCGAACCAAGAUUCUUGAUCACAUCAAGCAAUGGUUGCACCGACCAAUCAGCGAUACAAGUAAAUCCGUGUUCUGGGUGAACGGCCUGGCCGGGAUCGGCAAGUCGACC
Cantharellus anzutake is the source of this 904-nucleotide messenger RNA. RefSeq lists its product as uncharacterized. The coding region runs from base 61 to 672 and encodes 203 amino acids. Lineage: Eukaryota; Fungi; Basidiomycota; Agaricomycetes; Cantharellales; Hydnaceae. The transcript is spliced from 5 exons. The record is from RefSeq and is a predicted model, not a curated record.